UCAAUAUGUAAAUUUAUGCUAAUUUUAUGCAAAUGAUGCAAAUAAAUUAUGCUAAUUAUGCGUCAAAACGAGGCUAUCACGUGACCAAUGUAUUUUUAUGUGACGCCAUGUUCAACAUUUUGUGGUGGGGAAACCUUUAGUUAUCAAGUAAAUAUGGCUGUCUAAAAGAAUCAAUUUAAUUGAAGAUAUUUUACCAUUAUGGCUUCACGAAGUGGAUCAUCCCGCAGGAAGCCUGAAGUUCCUGGAAGGAUUCAUCUACAGGUUAAAGGCAAAAGUUCCAAAACCGUAGAAAGUGAGGAUGAGGAAGUCCCGGAAGUUAACAAUGAGGUUGAGAUCCCACUGAGUGAAGAGCAGCAAAUGCCAGUAGAUAACAGUAUACCCGAUGAUCUACCAGAAGGCACCAUAGUUGUCCAGCCACAAGCUGUUGAAGACACUCCAUCCAAAAAGAAAAAAGAGCCACCAGUACGAAUUGACACAUCAAUACUGGAUAAUGUCAGCUGCACCGCAUGUGGUCGUCAACUGAACCCAUAUAAAAGCAGUGCCCUUCAAAAGCAUCCGGAAUUAAAAGUAGUGAUUUGUAAAAAAUGUGAGAAGUUUUUGUCCAGUGGUGAGAUAGCCAAGGACAAAGAUGGCACAGAUGAGCAGUGCAGGUGGUGUGGUGAAGGGGGCAGGCUGGUGGUUUGUGACCAGUGUAGCAGUGCUUUCUGCAGGGCCUGCGUCAUGAGAAACUUCAACAGAUCAGAAUUUACUAACAUCAACAGCCAAAGCAACUGGAAGUGCUACGUGUGUGACAAAGCUCCACUUCAGGGCCUUAGGGAGAAGUAUAGAAAGAUAAGGGACACUUUGAAAGCUUUACAAGCAAGGGACAAGGCCAAAGCAUCUUCCACAUCAGCAGCCGCAGCAGCGAAUGGUACAGGUAGAUCUGAAAAUUCUCUUGGCUCCAAGAAGCCCAUCUCAAAAUCUGUACCACCUGCCAGUGUGGCUAAAAAUGGGAGUGCAGCAAGUCAGAAAGCAGCUAAUGAUAAAAUAAGCUCGCUGCAGGGAGACAUAGUCACUUUGAAAGAUUUUACUAUAAAUUUUGAUCACAUUGAUGUAGUUAUGGACAAAGUUUCUACCGCGACCAACACCUUUAGGGGCAUGUUGAAAGGGUUGCGGUCCCAGUUUCAUUCCACUAGUCCAUACAAGGCAGAUGACGCUUCACCCAAGUUUCAGUUUUCAUUUAGUAAUGCUAUGGAUCUGAAAGAAAAGAAACGCCGAUGUGCAAAGGCCUUUGAUAUGGGUCUUCAAACUUACGUCAAGUCAUUAGUGUCUAUUCUUUCGGAUACUCCAGAGAAAGUCCAAGAACCUUUUACAGCCAGUGGAAACCUUAGUGUCACUGCCUCAGCAUCAAAGAGACCUGUUUCAGAUGUUUCCACCUUAGUCUCUAAACAACAGUCUACCUCAAAGUCUGUGGAUGAGCACAAAACAGUCAGCUCCAGCAAAAAGAAUGAAAGCGUGGCUAAAGCAAACAUCCAAAGUCCCAACAAGAGCAAUGUUGAAGACCAGAAGCUGAAGAAGCAUAGUAAAGAAGUGAAUUCAGAAAGCAAAAAAGCAUCUGUUGACCAGUUGCCAUUAAAUAUAAAUGUCAGCGAAAUGUCUACUAAAGAUACAAAAUCCUGUUCAAAGACUAGUGAUCCUAAAGAAAUAUCUGACAAAGAAGUGGCUUCAGAAGUGAGCCACGAAAAGGAAAGAGAAGACAAAAGCACAAAAGCCAAGGUCACACAUUCCAAACAAAAAGAGUCAGAAAAAAACUCAGAGAAGUUAUCUAUUGACAAGACUAAAACUGACCAGGCCCCCUUAGAUGAAAACUUAGCUGCUAAAAAUGACCUCCUGAAAGAAAUCUCUGAUUCAGAGGAUAGCAUGGAAAUAAAUGACACAAGUGUGGAGUUUAUAGACAAUUCUGAAGUGGAAGACCAAAUAACUUCAUCCCUUGAUCAAACUAAUGAUUCCAGUUUAAAAAACACAGAUGAAGCUGUUCUGCCUUGCUCAGAAGAGAAAAGCCCCUUGAUCAAUGAGAAAUGUGCUGAUGACAAAAGUGCCCCUAGAAAGGAAAAAGUUGUUAGAAAGAUGGAUAAAAAGAUCAAGGACAAUGAGACUGCCAGUUCAGAUUCGCAAGAUAUAGUUAAGACUACAACAAAAACCAAGACUUCCGCUUCCAGCGUAGAAAAAGAGAAAAAGAAGAAGAAAGAAGCUGACAAGAAAGAAGGCAAGAGAAGUCCAGAGGCUGAAGAGGAACGUGAUUCUGAUUCAGAUUUGUUGUACCUAUCAGAGGACGAUGAGCCAACACAGGCCAACCCUAAAAAAGUGAUGGAGUCUAAGUCCAUUGGAUUAAAACUGAAGAUCUCCACCAAAGUGGAAGAUAAAGCACCUGAAACUAGCAGUCCAGAUAAAACACAGGUGAAUGGGAAUGCAGACAAAGUGGAUGAGAUAGACAAAAAAAUUGACCAAUUGUCUAAACUGCCCACCAUUAGAAAAAGAAAAGUCAAAGAGGUAGAGGAAGCAGAAGAAACAGAGAAAGCUGAGCCAGAGAAAAAAAAUCCGAGAUUGUCAAAACCAGGACCAAAGAGCUCUAAGAAAGCCAAUGACUAUGAUGAUUUGUCCUCCGAUGGUGAGGACAAGAAAGUAAGUGACCAUGACAGUGAUGAUGAUGACGAUGAUGGUCCCACUGUGACUUUUUUUGUAGAACCGGAAAAUGCUACGGAGGAUACUGCUGUUGAUAAAGAAAAUGAAAUGGCCAAAACUGGAUUGUUAGAAGACAUGGAGGAUGAAGACAACAGUGAGCAAGAGAAAUCCUCCAGUGAUGAAAGCAUGGAUUCUGAGACUCCCAAGAAAACUGAUGACGACAUAAAGAAAUCUAACUCAGAGAAAGAGGGUGCUAAGAGUGAUGACAGUGAAGACAGUGAUGACAGUGAGGAUGUCAUACUUAAGAAGAAGAAGAAAAAGAUCCACAGUAAACUCUUGGAUUCCAAACUGUCGGAGAGUGACUCGGAUAAAGAUAAAACAAAGAAAAAGCAAAAAAAAGAAGAUGAUGAUUCUUCUGACUCGAGCAUUCCAUCAGAUGCCAGUGAUGAGGAUGAAGAUGAUAAGGAUGAAGAGGAGGAUGAUGAUGAUGACAGCGACUCAAAGAAAAAGAAAAAAGGAAAGAAAGGGAAGAAGAAGAAGAAAGGUAAAGGAAAGAAAGGAAGUGAUGAGGAGGAAGAGGAGGAGGAAGAAGGUGGCAAGCAGAAAAAGGGCAAAAGAAAAAGGAUUAAGAAAAUGAGUGAUUCCUCAGAGGAGAAUAAAGAAGAAGAGGAUGAAGAUGAUGAUGAUCCUAACAACAGUAAAUCAGCAGGGAAAAGAAAACAAAUUCGAAAGGUCAUGUCCAAUAAAAAACUGGAAGACUCGACCAAAGCUGCUGCUAAAGCAGAAGAAAAGAGAAGGAAACGAAUUGCUGCUAAACAAAGGGAGUUCAACAUUGAGACCAUCACAGAUGAAAACAACCCUAUGAACUGCCCCAUAACAACUAAGCUAGUGCUGGAGUCUGGGAAAGAGGAGGGCGAUGAGCCAGUGGUUCAAGUCAAUCUAAAGUUGGUCCGCAAACUGAAACCUCAUCAAGUUGAAGCUGUACAGUUCUUGUGGGAUUGUCUCUAUGAGAGUGUGAAAAGGUCCAAGAAAGAGCAAGGUGCUGGUUGUAUUCUUGCCCACUGUAUGGGUCUGGGUAAAACACUUUCUGUCAUAGCGUUUGUUCAUACCAUAUUGUCCCAUCAGAAAAUCUUGAAACACAAGACUUGCCUUGUAGUCAGCCCACUUAAUACUGUUUUGAACUGGAGGAAUGAAUGGGGCAUGUGGCUGGAUGAAGAAGACCAACUAGAGGUUUGGGAGUUAGCCAGCUGCAAACAGAAUGCUGCUCGAGCCAGUGCCCUCAAAGAAUGGCAAGAACUUGGCGGUAUUAUGAUAAUUGGCUAUGAGAUGUAUCGUAACCUGACCACAGGGGCUAGGUGCAAAAAUAAACGUCAGAAAAAAACUUUUUUUGAAACACUGGUAGAUCCAGGACCCGACCUUGUUGUGUGUGAUGAAGGACAUAUCCUGAAAAAUGAAGCCUCUGCUAUCUCUAAGGCUAUGAAUCAGAUGAAGACAAGAAGGCGAGUGGUGCUAACAGGAACUCCUUUACAGAACAAUUUGAAUGAAUAUCACUGCAUGGUUAACUUUGUCAAGCCAAAUCUUCUUGGUACUCGUAAAGAAUUCAAUAACAGAUUUAUAAGUCCUAUACAGAAUGGUCAGUGUACAGACAGCACCCCAAGAGAUGUGAAGUUGAUGAAAUCCAGGGCCCAUAUUUUACAUGAGCUGUUGGCAGGAUGUGUACAGAGACGUGACUAUUCUGCUCUGACUAAGUUCCUGCCACCAAAACAGGAAUACGUGAUCUCAGUCCGUCUGACUAACAUACAGAUAGAGCUAUAUGAGAAAUAUAUGGAGCUGACUGGCCAGGGGGCAGACGGCAUCUUCUCUAACAAAGGAGCUCGUCUGUUUACAGACUAUCAGAAUCUCAUGAAGAUCUGGACACACCCAUGGGUUCUCAAGUUGGCUGAGAUCAGGGAUGAAUCUAAAGUCAAGUUUGAUGAUGAAGACUCGUUCAUUGAUGAUGAUGAAUCAGAUGAGGAGAGGUCCUUUUCUAGCUCCAACACCACCAGUGAGGAUGACAAGAAGGGGGCAAUGAGUGACAGUGGUGGGGAGGGCACAAGUUCAAGGCCAACAUUUAGAGGCGGGACUCGAAGAACAAGAGCUAAGGCCAGGCGUCUGGCUGGGGAAGAGAGUGAUCCAGAAGAAGUGAUAGCUGAAUGGAAGUCUAAGACCAGGAAUAAGGAGACAGAGGAUGGUCCUCCAGAAGAGCAAGACAAGGCCAUCACCAAGGAGUGGUGGGCCCCCUAUGUGACAGAGGACGACAAAAACAAGUUGGAGCUGAGCAACAAGCUUUACCUUCUCUUUGAGAUCCUCAAGAUGUGUGAGGAGAUAGGAGAUAAAGUUCUGAUCUUCAGUCAGAGUAUUUUGUCCUUAAACAUCAUUGAAAAUUUCCUGGAAACUGUGGACUCAAAGUACCAGCAGGAGUGUGAUACCCUCACUAAGACAGAGGAUCAAGCUGAGAAGGAAUCUUUUGGCAAGAGCUGGACUAAAAACUUAGACUACUAUCGCAUGGAUGGUACCACUAGUGCUCAGAACAGACAGUUGUGGGCCUCUAACUUUAAUGACAUUGAGAACUACAGGGCUCGCUUGUUUCUGAUCUCAACUAGAGCUGGAGGACUUGGUAUCAACUUGGUGGCUGCCAAUAGAGUCAUUAUAUUUGAUGCAUCUUGGAACCCCUCCCAUGAUGUCCAGUCUAUAUUUAGAGUCUAUCGUUUUGGACAGACUAAGCCGUGUUACAUCUACAGAUAUUUAGCUCAGGGCACGAUGGAGGAAAAGAUCUAUGACAGGCAGGUGGCCAAGUUGUCUCUUUCGCAGCGAGUUGUUGAUGAGCACCAGAUUGAGCGCCAUUUCUCUGCUAAUGAUCUAAAAGAGCUGUACAACUUCAGGCCUGACCGCUGGGACGAUGGUACAGAGAAACCAACUCUAGCUUUACCAAAGGAUCCUCUACUGGCUGAGAUCUUGCAGAGCAACAGACACUGCGUGGUGUCCUUCCAUGAGCAUGACUCUCUCCUAGAGAACCAGGUGGACCAGAAUCUCACUGAAGAGGAGAAGAAAGCAGCUUGGGAGGAGUAUGAGAAUGAGAAGAAAGGAAUCAUUGUCAGAGGCCCUGGUAUGGAGAGAACAGCCAGCUGGCCAUUGAUGGCUGCCGCUCAGAUCUUGACCAGAGAAGAAAUCACAGCCACUGUACAUGCCUUGAGACUUCAGUUGCCUGAUAUUCCUGAAGAUUUGUUCCAUCUCCAUGUCCAGCAAGCCUUGAGGAGACAAGUUCAGCUGAAACAAGAGGAACUCAGAAGGAUGGAGUUGUUGAGGAUCCAAGAGAUGAAUUAUCUGAACAUGUUCAAACAGCACACUGGAUUGUCUCACAGCCAAAGUAUUCAGGCUUUACAGAACAUGGCUCCAUGGAUGCAGAUACAGAGGCUGAGGGCCAUGCAGAAUCAGAUGAUGAUGGGAGCUAACUCGAGCUUGCAUCCCAGUGCCUCAAUGUCCAUGUUAGCACAAGCGAGCCAGGAAGCUGCUGAGAGAAUCAGCAAUAAACCAGAGGAGGCUAUAGACCUGGAUGAUAACUGAAACCUGUCUUUAGGAAGGGAUGGCAGUUUUGGUGGUGUGUAUGGCAGGUAUGUUGGUCCAAAUGUGAUCACUGAUAACUGGCUGACCAUACGUCUGAUUAGCUAGAAGCUUUAAUCAUGUUGAAACUAGGCAGUGGUCACUAGGUCACUGCAGAGAAAUUUUUUAUACCUUGCUUUUGUGUCUUGUUAUUGUAAAUGUCAUCAAAGCGCCCAGGGAAACAGUUGGGGAGAGAGUGUGUGUAUAUGUGGCCAAUGUCAGUCUAAUUAGGUCAUCUUAGGCCACAGUAAGACAUAUCUCAUGUACUGAACAGUUGUUUUUGUAGCUAAAACUGGAUCAGAAUGGUCCAAAAGAAGAAGUGAAACAUUUUUAAGUAUUUCUUUUUUUAUAUGUUAAAGUCUGUUUAUGGUGUACGUCUGGUUUGAGACAAGUACGUUCAUACUUGACAGACUUAAAAUCCAUUCAGACUUUAGAAUCACAGGUGUAACAGGUCUUGUUAUUGUAUUGUUAUCAUCUUAAUGUUCGAUAAGUAAACAUACAUAGACUUACAUUUCAGUAAUGUAAUUGUUACAUUAAAGGAUAUUGUUAUCAAAUGUUUGUCUGUGUACAGUAGAUUUUUGUUUUUUUUAUACAUAUAAUUGUUUUUUUUUAAAAAGCAUUUAUUUAAUUCAACUUAUACCAUGUAAUGAUUGAAUGUUUGUAACCAAAUGCUGACUAUGUCCAGUAAAAAGGCUUAAUAAACUGUUUAAAAAAAAUAUAUUUUUUUUGUCUUUUUCAAGUUUGCUUCCUUUGAUAAAAAAAACAUAAAUCUGGACGAUGGUUGGGGGGGAGGGGGGGUAUUAUUAAAUGCUACAUGUGUGUUCAAAUGUUCAUAACAUGUUCAAAUCAAAAUGUUCACUCAUGUCAUGUAAAUAAAAAAAAAAACAA
This is a messenger RNA of Biomphalaria glabrata, 7188 nucleotides long. Its product is annotated as transcriptional regulator ATRX-like. The coding region runs from base 199 to 6264 and encodes 2021 amino acids. The record is from RefSeq and is a predicted model, not a curated record. Gene Ontology annotation, molecular function: ATP hydrolysis activity; ATP binding; ATP-dependent chromatin remodeler activity. NCBI's taxonomy places the organism in Eukaryota, Metazoa, Mollusca, Gastropoda, Planorbidae. The transcript is spliced from 31 exons. Gene Ontology annotation, cellular component: nucleus.